Molecule: messenger RNA, 1217 nt
Organism: Macrosteles quadrilineatus (aster leafhopper)
Lineage: Eukaryota; Metazoa; Arthropoda; Insecta; Hemiptera; Cicadellidae
Product: transmembrane protein 164-like
Exons: 6
Coding region: 229-1017 (262 amino acids)
Source: RefSeq, a predicted model, not a curated record
ACGUCAAUAUCAAACAAAAUGUUUGAAGUAAGAUGAUCAAUUAAUACAUUUUAAUAAAUUUUGAGGUGAUUAUAUUGUAAAUUAUCCUCAAGUAAUGUAUAUUGUAGUUGCCUUUCUGUGAUUAAUCCAAGUGAUUUGUCUUUCACAAUGAAUCUUCACAGUAUUUAACGUUUUGAUCACAUCAGGUGAUUCAUCUGCAUUGCUACAAGUACAAAUCAUACGUGCAGUAUGCUGGACUGGGCUUAUGUUGGUGUGAACAUAACUGUCAAAGGCAAUGGAGGACCAGACUGUGCUGCAUUUCUAACGAUGACAAAGCGUAUUUUCGAGACUGUCUUUGUUUUGAUGUUGACUGCUCCACUUAUGAAAUGGGGCCUUAAAAACCUCACAUCGGUACCAGCAAUAACUGACGUCCCCAAAGAACCUCCGGGCAAAAGAUUUUUAUUGGUGCUCAUGACCUUAAUAUUUGGAAUAGAAAUAGGAUUUAAAUUUUCAUCUAAAACUGUGAUAUUCCUGCUAAACCCUUGUCAUGUGACAACUGCUUUACAGAUUUAUUUACUUGCUGCUCCGCCUAGUAAACAAGUAGCUGCUGUGUUUCGUUUUCACCUCAACUGCAUGAAUGGCGCUGUCUUAGCUCUUGGAUUUCCUGAGCUUGAUGCUCUUAAUCUGCCAUUUGAGACAUGGAUUUAUUGGAUUCAACAUACAAUGAUGUUGAUAAUUCCGAUAUAUUUGUUACAACUGGGAGGUGUUUAUGAAGUUGAAAGAUGGAGUGACAUGAGCUGGGCCGUCAUCUCCUAUGUGAUUCUGUUGAUCUAUCACUUUAUCCUGCUGCAAGCCCUGGCUAUCCCAGCGCAGGUGAAUCUCAACCACAUGUUGUGCCCGGCAGUAAAGGACCCGUUCUCUGGUCCGUUCUACAGAAUGUACGCCAUCGUUCAUCAAGCCUUCCUCUGCCCCCUCCUCAGCAAGUCCAUACCUGCCCUCAUCUACUGGGUGGCCCCAGUCAAGCAUCACCUUUCGUGAAUCUCAUCAGAUCUUUACGACUUUCGCUUUUUAUGAAAUAAUUUUAAUAGUUAAAUCAGGAAUAGCACUUGAGAUUUAAAUAUGUUUUAACAAAAUAUGUUUUAACAGCCUUGCAAUUCUUUUGGAAUUUUUAUAAGUAGUUUGCUAGUCUAGACUGCCUUUUUAGAGUAAGUGAAAUGAGAAUCAGAAUAAAAUAUCAG